Molecule: messenger RNA, 6914 nt
Organism: Pseudomyrmex gracilis
Lineage: Eukaryota; Metazoa; Arthropoda; Insecta; Hymenoptera; Formicidae
Gene: hob
Product: protein KIAA0100
Exons: 15
Coding region: 280-6570 (2096 amino acids)
Source: RefSeq, a predicted model, not a curated record
AAAAAACAAAAAUCAUCGCACAUAAUACAAUAACUUGAAAAAGGCGGAGGGAAAGAACGUUAUUGAAUCAAAAUGAAGAGUUGAAAAUGCGCACUGAAAAAAACGCACUUAGUAUUUGCAAAUAUUUGACAGUAUUUUCAAGUAUUUGUUAAUGUUUUCUAUUUUUUUUAAGUGGUAUAUUUUUCACGUGUUCUUCAAACGUCAAAGUGAUUCUUGUGAGCACGGGAGUGAUUUGUUGAUUACAUUGAGAUUAGGUUAAGAGAAAUAAAUCAAAAAACUAUGACCGGUUUCCUCACAUUUUGCAUAAUCUUAUUCUUCCUUUAUUGUUGUUUCACCUGGAUUGUUCCAAGACUGGUGGCAUGGUUGGUGAAACGUCGUUACAAAAUUUACCUGCGUGUUGGUCACAUCUCUCUGCCUUAUUUUGUUCUUCGUGAUGUUAAUAUCACCAAAAAUGGUUUUACAUUGCAAAUCGAAGAAAUAAGCGUACGAAGUAGUUUAUUCAGCAGUGACGUAGCAAAAUUGUUAGCUGUUAUUAUGCGAGAUGUCAGAAUAAACAAAGAUGUUCCAGUUGACACAACGUGCAAAAUAAAGCAAUCCAAUGAACUGUUGGACUUUAGAAAUAAGAAGAUACCUCCUAUAAUUAUAACCUUUGUACAGUUUAUGGCUAUACAUGUAGAAAAUAUAAGUCUGCUUGUUCUUGGCGACGGUUGGUUGGCCAAUGGUAAUGCGGAAAGUCUCAAUUUGGACGGCAGUAUUGUACAUGGGGCGCGCACACUCUUAGCAUCCGCUUCGAUUGUAGGCGGUGCUAUGAAAUUACUGCGACAUGCUUCUGACGCGUGUCUCUCACAAAUAACAUUUGCCGGAACGGUGGAAGCCACAUUAAAAGCUCAGGGUGAACUUUCAGUUGAGACAUUAUGUAUUGGAAUAACACAAACUGAAGGAUCCGGCGGUGUUGGCCUCAUUCAAUUCUUACGAGAUAGAAGAACAUCGAGCGCCACAUCAUCUUCGUAUAGGAAUGUAUAUAACUCGUCCGAUAACUUAAUAGCUAGACUAGCACCCAUUUUACCAAAGGAUUUUACGUUAAAAAUCGGCAAUUCGUUGAUAAUAGCUGGCAGGGAAGAUGGCAGUAUGAUAGGCUUGGAAGGCACUUUGAGAAGUCUUCAAAUCCACGCGAAAUUCCAAGCCGAUAUAGCGAGAUUGAAUUUUGCCAUGAGUUUGGACGGUCUGUGCGUGCGCGGAAAACUUCCCAUUUUAACUCUGCAUUCGCUGUCGAUUGACACAAAGAUGGAAAAGAACGUUUUGUUUGUUUCUGUGCAAUUUAACAAUCUGUCGGUAAUAUACGAUCACAAGGAUUUUGAAUCGUUACUUUACACUAACGAGAAUGACAUUUCAAAACCUGUUAGCGAGAUAUCGCUCAAGGACAGAUUACCGAACUUCGAGGUAACGUUGAAUAUCGAACUGUACGAUUCUUCGUUGAAUAUUAAAUUGCCCAACGUGCAAGAGGCGUCUUGCGGUGUUACGCAUAUGAAAUUUUCCUUAAAUUCGUCUACAGACAAGGUCGAAAGUGUAAAUACGGAAUUGGUCGUCGAAUCUUUGUACUGCGCUUUGAAUGGAUCUAAUAGCAACGUCUCCGAGAUCUCACAUCAAUGGGGCAGCCCGCUUUCGAUCGGGGUAUUGCUGGCAACGAGUCACAGCAACGCCAUGGGGAUCGCGGUUGAUGCUCUUGUCACGGAAUGGAGUUUGGAGCUUGCAAAGUUUUUCGAACAAGCUUACAAGUGUUACAAGAAGUGUCAGCAACCCUCGGAAACGAAGAAGAAAACUAAAAGAUUAACAUCGCGCAACCCUCUUCAACUGAAUCUUAAAGCGACGAAUUGCAAUCUAUUCUUUAUCGCGGAAAACGAACUGUCCAUAAUGAUGCGUCUGGAUAUAGCGACUCUGGAACAAAAUGCAAAGCGAUUCGUAGGCGUGGCGGAAGGUGUGAGCGCGAUAACCCUGAACAAAAACGAGCCGAUCAUGUGUCAACACGCGCAAGCUCUGACCCAUCCGUUUCUGGCGAUACGAAAGUGUAAGGCCGCGAUCAGUUCCGACGUUGUAAACAUCAGCCUCGAUGGCACCAAUCUGGAGUGGAGUCCUAACUUACAUCUCCGCUUGUUGCAAUUCUGGAUGGAAUCUGAAGAUUUCAGAUCCAUCAUCACGAAAGAGUUAAACGCAGCUCGUGUCGAAGAGGUAGAGAAGAAGAAGAAGCGCGUCGUCGAUUUGCUAGCCACGAGUGGAAUUACCGUUUCCAUAGACAUUUCUACCAAACACUUCUUGAUAUUGACGUCCGAUCAUCUGCGUUGGUCGCAGGGCGAAUGGAGACUCAACUACGUUCGCGUAACCUUGGAUAUGGCAGAUAUAAUUAUGAUUGAAGGUUUUGACAUGAUCCGAGUAGCCGACAACGCGGAAGUGCGAAUGGAGAGACAGAGCAACGAGGGUUUCGUGUUGGAUUGGAAUGAGUGUUGGGCGUUGAACAUAGCGUCGAUAAAAAUUUGCUUUCCGUACGAGCAUCAAUUCACAAAUGCGAUACAAAACGAGUUGUUCAGCAUCAGAAAGUGGCUGAAAGAAAUCCAUUCUGCGAACAGGCGCGAUAAAGAAUUUUUGCCUUGCGAUUUGAUCAUCAAAAUUAAAGAAUGGACGUUCGAGCUCACCGAUGAUCCGUUCGAGGUGCGCUUACGCGAUAAUUACGAACUGUUGGAGGACGAGUACAAGGAAAGUUUGAAGCGACAGGCAAUGCUGGACACCAAGGUGCAGGAGCUCUGUCGUGCGCAUUUGCUGCUCCCGCAGGGUAAAGUCGAGGAAUUAUACGCCAGUUUGAGUAAAAAGAAUGCGGAAAUCUACGUACAACGAUGGAAACAAAUGCAGCGAGCCGGUCCCGCAAGAACUCGUCUGUUCGCAUGGACUAUGUUGGAUUUGGAAAUAUUAGCUUUGGCCGACCCGUCCAUAAACGGAACGGAAAGAUCGAUAAAAGCACUCCGAGAGAUGGAUCCGGAAACACCUUGGCCUGAGGACGGUUUGGAAUUUAACACGUUGUGGGUGCGAGGAAUCAGUCUGAAAUGUGCCGAGUGGAAGCUUCAGCUUCGUGAUUUUCCUCAGCCGCUGCUUCUGGUGGAAAAUCUGAACGUGUGGGGCAGAUUGGCGGGAGCUGAGGCUCUGGCGCCGUCGAGAGCGAAGAGAACCGUCAGAAUCGAAAUUGGCGCGCCAUGGGAAGAUGUGGUGAUUGAGAGAGGAAUGACGUCCUUGAAGUAUUAUCACGAUCUCAAUUGGGACAUCGACAAGUUCAGAUACGCGUUCGGGCCAUGCUGGGAGCCGGUGAUAGCGCAGUGCAAUCUAAGCUUCGAGAAGAUCUUCCAUCCGUCAAGAGAUCCGAGUCCGCCUUUGCCGUUCUGGGAUAAAAUGCGACUGGCUCUUCAUGGCAGAUUGACGCUGUGCGUGAAACAGUUGACGAUAUUGCUGCACGGCUCGUUGGAUCCGUACAACACUACGGAAGAGAUGGAACUUACGUGGAGCGGACUGGAACUCGACUGGACGCAGGGAAGAAUCAUUAUUAAAGGCGAUUUCGAUGUAUAUGUACGCACAGCUAGUAAAUACGAUGACUGUCGACUGUUGCAUCUGCCUAAUGUUCGAUUAAGUAUUAAACUAGCAUGGGUAUGUCUGGGUGAUCCACGUGAUCAUCAUGCCGCUGUGCCUUGCGCCCCGGAUCGAUUGCCCGAGUACUCGAGCAAUCAGGAACACGAUUCGUUCAGAGCGUUCCGUUCUCAGAAUCUUAACGUCAGUCUUUCGUUAGAGACUAAACCUACUGGUUCGCCUACGUUAACAAGCGCGCCGACGGUAUUGCUCUAUGGCAGUACGUUGAGAUGGUUUGAGAACCUCAAGUUGAUAUUGUCGGGCGCGACGAGACCUACGAGAAAAGGAGCGUUGUUCAAGAACAUCAGACCGAGGAAGAAGCAAUUGAGCAGACAUUACAGAAAGGUUCGAUUGACUCUAGCUUUCCAUCGUUUUCACGUCAACUAUUGGAUGUCGUUCGCUAUGCAGCGGGGUUUCGAAGUGACAGGUGGCAGAGUGGCGUGCAGCUCGGAGCACAAUCUAUCGUUGUAUCCGAUCGAUGACGGACUGCGCCAUCGGCCACGCGCGGAAUGGUCGGUUGUGUAUAUGAACUGCGAGUUGAGUGACGCUGAGAUCUGGUUAAAGAGCGCGCUUCAGGAAAAUGAGAUCGAAAGCGCGUCGCUGCGACAACCGGUCGAGAAGUGCUAUUGUUUGAGCGUAGCACGCGUCAGCUACGGACGUGAGGCAAUGGUUGCCGGUGUGAGCGGCGACACACCGAUUCAUCGAUUAGUCGUGCACGAUCUACGCGGUGCCUGGACCAAAACCAAUCGCGAUGUUGCUUUCGCGCUCUUCGACUCUUUCAUCAAAACUCAGCAGCUCAAGAAGAACUUGUCGACCGCAGCGCUCAAAGGUUUUCACAGGGACACCAGUUCGACGCCGCACAAAAAUCGCGCAACCAGACCAAACGUGGUCGAUCAACAAAGCACACCUACUCAAGUAACGGCAUCCUCGUCCGUGAAGCCGCAGCAAGGCGAAGCGGCGGGUAUGUUGCAGCGAUUAAUAGCAGAAGCCACAAACAAACCUGUUGCUUUCAGCGACGAUCUGUCGGUUCAGACUAGGGGACAACAGCUGCGCGGUUUGGCAGCAUGUCAUCAGGACGACGUCCUGCACAAGAACUGGCUAAUCGCUUUGGUGAAUAGUCAGGUGUUGUUGAAAGGCAUCGAGACCCGCGGCUACGUGAUUCUCUCGGCAGCCAAGGCGGAGAUACUGCAGAGGGUUCAUCAUCCGGUUUGGAAGGAGCGAUCUCUCGUUCCUAAAACAACCUGGGUUGGUUCCUUAGAAUGCAUGCAGUACUACGCCACUGUGAACGCAAACAUCGAUGACAAUAUCGACGACAAUAUUAUGUGGCUGACAUUGGACAACAUACAAGAAAAAGAUUCUACUAUCAUAGCCGGCUUACCGGACGUCCCGGCGUUAGUGGGAUCCGGUCAGAGCGUUGGCGGUGUGGUCAGUCAGACGGUUGGUGGCGGCGGCGGUACUCAACAUCAACUGCAGCGCAUAGUGUCCCGAUGUAAAUGCGAGUUUUUCUAUGUCGGUUACGGUCAGACCUUAGAUGUAGGCUCCAUAGACGAAAUUCCACCUCCACCUAGGGAGGAAGUCAGUCCGUGGGAAAGGAAAGACUUUUCCGCAGCUGACGCCUUCACGCUGAUGCAUCACGAUCUCGAUGUGUGUACCAACUCGUUGCAGUACGCUAUGAUCUUGGACAUAGUCAACAAUCUGCUGCUAUACGUCGAACCGAGACGAAAGGAAGCGUCGGAAAGAUUACAGAGAAUGAGAUUCCAACUGCAACUUCAUUCCGUCGAAGAUCAGAAGAGACCGAUACAGCAGCUGCAGAACACGGUGCGCGGUUUGGUAGCGAAACUGCGACGCUUGGAACGCGAAACGUAUUUGGUGCAAAAAGCAUUGGCUGACGAAUCGAGUCCGGAGUUAAUGACGGAAAUGGAACGUUUGGAGGCAAGUGUCUUUGAAUGCAAGGAACAACUUAGCGCCAAGGCGGAAGAAUUAGACGUGAUGCUGAGUUGUUACAAAGAGACCACUGCUCCGGCUGCCGCGUCAACCACAUUGAAGGACAAGCCAGCUGCGGUGGCCAGAGUGGCCGAGAUCUGCUUCAAACACGCACAGUGGAGGUUGACGGACGCGGACGGUCAGUUGGGUAUUGCGGAUCUUAUUUUGACCAAUUUUCUUUACACGAAAACGAGCAAGACCGACGAUUCGGUGGAGCAUCUGCUAGAAUUGGGAUACGUUCGGAUGAUGAAUCUGUUGCCGAAUCAGAUUUACACGGAAGUGCUCGUGCCGACCGAAUUGCAGAGCAACAUGCCUGUAGACCGGCAGAGAGCUCUUCGGGUGUUUUGCAGAGAAAAGGCGCCGGUGGCGGGUAUAUCGGUGAAAGAACACUUCGAGAUCAAUGUGGUGCCUCUUACGAUAGGUCUCACAAAAAAAUUCUUCAACACUAUGCUCAAGUUCUGUUUCCCCGAGAGAGAUCCUGAAGGCAUAGAAGAAGCGCCGGCGCCGCAACGUGAUUCAUCCUUUUACGUACCUAUUGAGAGAAGAGACGACGUAGAGAAGAUGAAAGAGAGAGCGGACAAGAACAAAUUGUUCAUAUACAUCAAAAUACCGGAAGUACCUGUUCGGGUGUCUUAUAAAGGUAACAAGGAAAAAAAUCUCGAAGACGUGCGCGACUUCGCGUUAGUUAUACCGACUUUGGAAUACCACAACGUGACGUGGACGUGGCUCGAUUUGCUCUUGGCCAUGAAAAGUGAUUCCAGACGUGUGAUAUUGAGCCAAGCUAUUAAACAGAAAUUGCAGAUAAAACCGAGAGGACCGCCCGAGGAAUCCGCGCCGCAGGAAGAGGACAAGGCUCGUCUUUUGUUGGGUACUCGGCACCUUCCUGGGGAUGCAAAAAAGAAAGGUGUAUUCAAGUUCAAAUAAGUUUAAAUAAAUUGUACAUAUUUCUCUUUAAUUUUAUCUCUAUGUGUAUAAAUAAAUUAAUUUAUUAUUAUAGCGUCGCGAUGAACGUCAUACAUGAGAAACUUUUACAUGUUCGGGUUUGUUUCUGUACAAAAUAAAAUUGUCGAUCUGUGUGUAGAUUUGUGUUGUCCUGAGACACAAAACGUCAAUAUUUAAAAAAAUUUCGUUUCCUCAUGUUGGCGCGAUUACAUUGGCAAGAAUGUAACGUCAGUAUAGAUACAAUAGUGAUUUGUUUAAGAACAUGCUUGAGCAUUUUGUUACUGUAUAUGUGACUUACUUUACAUAUGUAUGUAUAUUUAUAUUUA